ACAUUACAUAUAGUUUUAACUCGCGAUCUCUAUCUGUUCACCCCCACUUUGUUUACUUUCGUCUUGUCAAAGUGGAAGGAGGCCGCGACGCUGACUUAGGAAGAGUGAAUGACAUACAUUUCGUUGGGCUAUGAGAGAUUCAUGCAGAUGAGAUAGCAAGAAACAUGGCCAUGGAUAUGGAUGCCAUUUUUAAGGUGAUAGGGGAAUUCGGCCCCUAUCAACGACGUGUGUACUUCCUACUUUGUCUUCCAUUCAUUUUUGUUGCUACAUCAAACCUGGCAUAUGUGUUUAUUGGAGCCACUCCAGAACAUUAUAGAUGCAUUGUGCCAGCAUGUGAUACAAAUCUUACAGAUCUCCGCUAUAAUGCAUCAUUCUUAGAAUUCACCAUUCCCCAAGACAAAACAUCAGGCUACUCCAAGUGUCAACGUUACAAACAAAUUGAUGAAGUAGAAGGGUGCACUCCUUCAGCCUUUAUGGAUAACACAACAGAGGACUGCCCAGAAGGGAAAGUGUAUGAUACUACUGUAUAUACUACAACAAUUGUAACAGAAUUUAACCUUACCUGUCAUGAUGCUUGGGAAGCAAAUAUGGCACAGACAGUAUACUUCAGUGGAGUUCUGGCUGGGGCAUUCAUCUUUGGUUUCAUUGCUGAUAGAAUUGGACGCAUGCUGACAAUCUUAAUUGGGCUCGUUUGCAUGGUGGUCUCCGGUGUAAUCACAGCCUUGGUCACCAGCUUAAGGGUGUUUAAUGUUAUGCGAUUCUUAAAUGCAAUGAUGGCAACUGCAGUCUUUCAGACGUCUUUUGUGCUAGGAAUGGAAUGCGUAGGAGCAAAUUAUCGUGUAAUGUGUGGUAUAAUUGGGGAGUACUUCUUUGCACUUGGAGAAGUGCUCCUGGGGCUGGUGGCUCUCUGGAUUCGAGAUUGGAGAAUGAUCCAGCUUGUGAUAUCUGCCCCAGCUGCCUGUUUUAUAUUUUAUAAAUGGUUUAUUCCAGAAUCUCCCCGAUGGCUAUUAGUUCAAGGAAAAACAGAAAAGGCUUACUCUGUUUUGCAGAAAAUAGCAAAGGGGAAUGGCAAGGAUUUGCCACUUCAUUUAAUGCGGGAAAGCGAAGAAGAAAAUUCAGGAGAAGAAGAUGGGACUGCUAUUGAGAAGAUGAGAAAUCAGCCCACUCUACUAGAUUUGUUUAAAACACCUCUUCUUUGUGUAAGAAUGUUCUCCAUGUUUUUCAUAUGGGUUGUGACUACUCUGGUAUAUUAUGGCAUCAGUUUGAAUGCUUCCAGUCUAAGCACCAGUGACACCAGCUAUGGACCAUAUUUAAACUUCAUUUUAAUUGCCCUUGUGGAAGUUCCAGGUUACACAUUAGCAUGGCUAGGUAUGUGUAAAUGGGGAAGGCGAGGCUCCCUGGCAAGCUCCCUGAUUCUGGCUGGAAUUUUCUGUGCUGGCAGUGGCUUUGCUGAAGAGACUGGAAAAGUAAAUGUACUAAUUCCUGCCCUGCUUGGGAAGUGCUGCAUUACCUGUUCCUUUGGCAUUAUUUAUGUCUUUACUUCAGAAAUUUUCCCGACAAAUGUUCGCAGCACAGUUGUGGGCUUAUCUUCAACAGCUGCCCGUUUUGGGGCAAUGUUAGCUCCCUUCUCGUCAGAUUUAGCCGAGAUUUACAUUCCUUUACCAAUGAUAGUUUUUGGUGGUUUGUCCUUCAUUGCUGGCCUUCUGAACGUCGUAAUGCCAGAAACACUAAACACUGACCUACCAGAUACCGUGCUUGAUGCACUCAACCUAGGAAAGAAAGCUGAGCGUGCAACAACAGGCCAAGAAUCAGGAACAUUAGCUGAAGCUCAGUCUCUACUGCAAGAUACAAAUGAUGGUGAUGAUGAUGUCAUUAAUGGGCCGAUAGUUUUUGGUAAUGAUGUUGAAACAGAUGAUGAUGAACAGCCUUUAGUGUGAUGAAGCAACUUUCACUGAAGGGAAAUUGUUAAAUAUUGUAGUUUCUAGUUACAUUAUUUAAGCUUAGAGUCUAGUCUAGUUCAAAUUAAAGAAAGAUGAUUUAUCUACAUUAAGAGUAUAAUGUAUUUUCCACAUAUAUCUGUGAUAUGUUUUGGGUGAAUAACAUUCAUGUAUCUCUCUAACACUGAUGGCCAUAUCAUGAAAACUUCUCAUAAGUUUAUUAUUAUUAAUUUAACUAGUGUGAGACAACAAAGUAAUAUUUUUGCCAAAUAUAACCAAAAUAUGUAAAAGCCCUCCAAAAAAUAUGUAGCACUAAUGAUAUGGACUUAACUUUAAUAUAGUUUCUGAUAGUCCUAUAAUUACUAGAAUAGGAAAUCAAUGGCAUCAUUUUAUAAGUGUUAUCUCUUGUUUUCUUUUUAUCAAGUGUGUGUCAUCACAAGUUAAUUGAAAAUGUUGAUUUUUGCAAUAACCUGUUUCAUGUACAUCAAUCUUUCAUGAAAUGAGUAAAGAUAUUGGCAUAAUUCUACAUACCUAAAGAAAGCCAAAUGGGCUCAGGGAUCUCUCAACAAAACAUUUUUUUACGGAUACUGUAUAUAUUUUCUUAUUUCAAAGUGACUGUUGCAUAAUAUACUUCUCUGGUCAGUCUAGUUUCUCACUUUUAUAUUGAAUUUUUAAAAGAUCUGUAUUCACAUUAUAUAGUGAUGAUAUUUUUAAAAUAUCUUACAGUUCGUAAGAAUUUUUAUUUCAUUACAUGAUUUUGUGAGUUGUUAGUUCAGCACGUUCUCAUAUUAACAUUAGUACAAAUAAGUACUCACUCAAGGAGAGAACUAUGUAAGCUGUAUUUGGUUUGAAAAAAAAAUUAUAAUUAAAAUAUGUAUAAAUGUGUGUCGAGUGGAGAACAGUUUAUGCCACCAGGAUGGCAUGUAUGUGCAUACCAUUCUCACUGUGAGUUUAUUUGUUAGCUUAUUGUAUUUACACAUUUAUGGAUCCAUUAGUGCUGAGUCACCAAGGAGUUAAUUACUAGUCCCACCUAUCUUACCUGUUUACUGUUUUCCAUUAUUUUUGGAAAUAUUCUGCCAUUAAUAUUAUUAUAAUGACAUAUUGUUCCAGGCAGCAAUAGGUCAGUACACACAUAAAAUGUAUGUGUACUUCUGUUCCAUUUCUUACACAAUCCCUAAAGUAUGCCGUACAUUAUUAUUAUUAUCAUUACAUUAUUCCAUUAAGUUAAGAAUUAUUCUGGUUAAUAUCCUAUUUACUCACUAGGAAGAUGAUUUAAGCUUUGAAAUUCACUUGAAACGAAAAAAAAGGCUUCAGAAAUGUUGUACAGUUUGUAAAUAUCCUAAAAUAAUUGUAUCCAAUGAAUGGCCAAUAUUAAAAGUAAAUCUAAAAAGAA
Penaeus chinensis is the source of this 3330-nucleotide messenger RNA. RefSeq names its product organic cation transporter protein-like. NCBI's taxonomy places the organism in Eukaryota, Metazoa, Arthropoda, Malacostraca, Decapoda, Penaeidae. Gene Ontology annotation, molecular function: transmembrane transporter activity. Gene Ontology annotation, cellular component: membrane. The transcript is spliced from 13 exons. Gene Ontology annotation, biological process: transmembrane transport. The record is from RefSeq and is a predicted model, not a curated record. Bases 165 to 1937 code for a protein of 590 amino acids.